AAACAUCUUGGUGGACAAACCCAAUGACCAGUCCUCCAGGUGGUCGUCUGAGAGCAAUUACCCUCCACAGGUAACGUCUGCUGUGUCCCGCCCACAUAGAUACCUGUCUCAUACAUACAACAUCUGUGUUCUCAAUUCACUGGUGGCUGCAAAAUAGUAGCGCCUACCUGGUUGUUUAGCAACAAAACCGACGCGUGUUCAACUAUGGGGCAAAACAGACUGAGUUGGCUUAGAUUGUUGACAACAUGUAAACUAUAUUUAGUCUCCAGUGUUUAUUAAAAACAUAAAUACAUUUGCACAAUGAGCACUUGUUGUCUCUCAAGUACAUAGUUACAGUUUUUGGUUAGCUAGCUAGCGAAUUUGAGCCAUUUUAGUAUUGACGUGAAAUCAGUCAAAACACCUCAAAACAAGACAUGUUAUCAAGAACAAGAUGAAACUAGCUGAAACGAGUCACUUACGAUUCCCCACAUGGCAGUUUCUUGUCAUUGUUGGUAGCUAUCUGGCCAUCCACAAUCAUAACUCACUGACCUCUGCACCAUUGAAGCGUGCGUUGUCAGCUAACCCAUGUACAGGAUGCACGUCUUGACCCAAUGACUUGCAUUUGCACUUUUAUGAAUAGAAAGUGGCCCAGCGCAGUGUGUUUGACUGUCUUGUGGUUACAGCCAGAGGAAAUUGAAAGUUUGUUUUUGCAGGAAGAGGAAACUAAGCAUGUCAGUCUUAACAACCCAAGCUAGACAUUCAAGUGUGGCAGAGGCAAAACUCCACUGCAUCUGUUUACGUCAAAUACUUUUCACUCUAUAAAAAUGUUGAACUCUCAUCAACCCCUUUUAUCUUUUCAAAGAGAGCGAGGUUGUGGAAAGGUGAAACCUUGAAAAUAAGUAUACUGAAUAAAUAAUAAAGCCUUAUCCCAUAAAUCACCCCAUUGCAAAGCUUAUUUUCUUUAUUCAAUAAAUGAAGACGGCCCUUUUCAUAUAAAUGUUUUAUAACAGUUUCCGUGGCAACAAGAAUCAACAAAGCAUUGAGAUACGGGUCGUUCAUUAUCAAGUGUGCCAUGUAUUUAGGUGACAGGUCAGGACUAUUUUGAAAAAGCAAGAUCGAUAUACCUAAGCCUAGGAAUAAUCCCUCUGUGUUAAAUCUACCCGCAAAAUGUCUGCCGUAUUAUUGAUGAAAACUGUUGAAGAUGAAACUGUAUCAGAGGACCCAUUAGUAAGCCUAGCAGAUGCACUCUGGUGUUUUAUUGUUCACUUACACAACCAUUUAAACCUACAGGACAUGUAGAAACAUGGGUCUCCAGGGAUUGUGGGUUGCCUGGUUUCCGGAAAGCAGAUUUAAUCGAUGUUCAAUCUGUGCUGCUCUGUCCCCUCAGUCUCUCCCAGAGGGCUCAGCCCAGUGACCUGUCCUGUCGGCAGCAUAUAUGCCCAGGCUAGUUACCACUCCAAUGACCUGUAAACAUGUCCCAUAGUUUGAUUGUGCAGCAGCUCCUAUACACAGUAUUUCUCCUCUGCUGUCUGUGCCAUCUGCAGUGUUGUGUAACAUGUUAGAAGAGCAGUAGAAUGAAAACUGUGGUGUCAUGUUUUGCUUAUAUAUGGAUCAGAGACUGCUGAUCAAAUUCUCCCCUCUAUUUUGCACUCUGUUUUCCCUCCAGUACUUAUUGUUGAAAAUGGAAAGGCCUGCGAUCGUUCAGAGCAUCACCUUCGGGAAGUAUGAGAAGACUCACGUGUGCAACCUGAAGAAGUUCAAAGUGUUUGGUGGGAUGAGUGAAGAGAACAUGACAGAACUCCUGUCCAGGUGAUGGGCAGAGGGACAGUGAAGUGUAAUCCUUUACUGUAUAAAUAACCUACCUUACUCUAUCUGUACCUUAUUUCUUUUAUUUUUCUCUUCUAUUCCUCUGCAGUGGCCUGAAGAAUGACUACAACAAGGAGACCUUCACCUUGAAGCACAAGAUUGACGAACAGAUGUUUCCUUGCAGAUUUGUUAAAAUAGGUGAGUUUGGAAAUGGCUUGGGCCUACGUGUUGUACAGACUCUGUCCAGUUUGAAAAUGAUUGGAGUGAGGGAAUGCUACAGGGCUAGAGAUGGAAAUAAGUCAAAAUGGCGAAAUAGUUAAUGACUUAAAUUAUAGACCAUUCUCUCUGUCUCUCUCGCAGUGCCUCUGAUGUCUUGGGGGCCCAGUUUUAACUUCAGUAUCUGGUACAUUGAGCUGCAUGGCAUUGAGGAACCUGAUGUAGUUCAGCCCUGUCUUAACUGGUACAGCAAGGUGAGCCUGCCUCUGAGACACACACUCACAUACACAGUUGGGGUUAAGGGAGAGAAUCAGUCUGAGUGGAUUACUUAAGCAAUAAGGCCCGCGAGGGUGUGGUAUUUGCAGAGUGCCUGGAUACAGCCCUUAGCCAUGGUAUAUUGGCCAUAUACUACAAACUCCAGAGGUGCCUUAUUGAUAUUAUAAACUGGUUACCAACGUAAUUAGAGCAGUAACAAUAAUAUUUUGUCAUACCUAUGGUAUAUGGUCUGAUAUACCACGGCUGUCAGCCAAUCAGCAUUCAGGGCUCGAACCACCCAGUUUAUAAUAUGAAGUAUAACAUUUGUGAUGAAAAACAUUGAACAAAGAUGGAGGAGAUAUUACAGUGAGCGUGUCCCCUCCCAUUCCCUUGGCCCUCCCCCUGUGCUCCUCUAGUACCGGGAACAGGAAGCGAUCCGCCUGUGCCUGAAGCACUUUCGGCAGCAUAACUACACAGAGGCCUUUGAGUCGCUGCAGAAGAAGACGCGCAUCGCGUUGGAACACCAAAUGCUGACACACCUUCACGACCGCCUGGUGCUCCGGGGAGACUUUGACGCCUGUGAGGAGCUCAUCGACAAAGCCGUCAAAGGUCGUGACACCCACACCUCCUCAGACACAGACCGAUGGAGGCUGGACCUACUGCCCUGUACACAUCAACUGCAAUACAACUACAUGACCUCAAUCAUCAUACUAUCUACAGAUGUCUACCGUCCCAUCACUGAGGACUUAGCUCAGCUUAUAUUUAGCUCAUAGAUUUAGUGGAUACUAUAGACAUUAUUAAUUAUUUACACUAUAGACCCAUCUAUCUGUACAUUACCUUUUCAUUUUAUCAGAUUUAUUUGAAACCUCAGGGUGUGGCAAUGUCAUCCUGACAGCACGCUUUCUUUUGAGAUUGAAAAGGUAACAAAAUUAUUCACUUCUAGUUCCUGGCUAAAAUAAUCUGGACCAUCUUCCUGUGUUUGACCAUCUCCUCUGUAGACGGUUUAUUUAACCAGUACAUCAGCCAGCAAGAGUACAAGCCAAGAUGGAGUCAGAUUAUCCCCAAGAGUAACAAAGGUACAACCGCCCAAGAGCCAAGCCCAGACGACAUGAACAGUGAGACAAACUACUCAAGUAGGAAAUGUUUUCUUAUUAACAAAAUGCUAUGGUACGCUGUACACUACCGCUCUAUUGUGAUUCAUUCAUGUUUUUCCCCGUCCCCCUUUCUCUUCUGCUCCUUCUCCAUUCCCCCUCAACAUUCCAACCCUCUCCUACAUUUUAUUCCCUCCUUUCCCUCAACCCCUUUCUCUCGCUCUCCCGCUCCAUCUCUCUCUCCAGGUAAUGAGGAUGACAACAGACCAGGGAUGAGGGGAGGUCAUCAGAUGGUCAUCGACGUUCAGACAGGUGAGGCAUGCUGGCUAACACCACACCUAGACAACACCCCCUAUAAUGUCGGCCAUUAUUUCCACUGGAAUUCUCCUCUUCAAAUUUGUUUUACAAACUGGCCUUAAAUGCCCCCACCAGAGGGCAAUGCCACCUCUAUUUCAAUGUAAUUCCUGUCCGAUAGUGGACAUUUACGUUUAUGUGCCACCUCCGAAGAAUGACGCAGGCUACUAAUACAUAUUCACGAAUUGGGGGUGGGUACGUUGUGGGUGUUUUCCACGUGGAGUGGAAAGUAAACAACAAGUAGGGUACUGAAAGCUGUCAGUGUACCUAGCUAGCAUGCUAACCUUAUCUGGCUAACUAAUGUUAUCUGUUGCUACACUGUAUUCAAAAGAUUAGCCAGCUAGGCUAUGGCUGGUUCUGGAGCUGGAUUUGUCAUAAGCAUGUAGGGAAAAUGUUGCCACAGACGGACAGGGGAAACCAGUGUCUUUGACUUUGCCAUCUAUUGUUAUCUCCGAAGUUUUGGCAUCUUUCAUAAGAUCCGCCAUAUAAGAUGAAGCUCCGGUAAUAUGGAUAGCCUAACUAUCAGGGGCGCAACUUUCACUGGGGACGGGGGGACAUGUCCCCCCCACAUUCUGAAAUUGCAUUUUUGUCCCCUCCAGUGUUAUCAUUGGAAUGUGAUACAAAAUGAGGCAACGGUGUGCUUCAGGACCAUGCGGACGCCUCAGAGCGGUCAAGUAGGCUGUUUGGAGUGUGUAUCCAACUCGAUAAAAAAAGUAAUAUUCUAUGUCCCCCCCACUUCUAAAACCAAAGUUGCAUCCCUGCGCACUAUUGAACGGUUUGGACUUGAGAUGCAUUUUUCUACAUUGUAAUGGACACGGUGCAACCUUUGGUAGGCUCAUAACAUGGUUCUCACAGCUAGGGGAAGUGAAAGCAUAGGCUGCAAUGACUGCACGCCGCAAUUGAUAUGUAACAACGCCCUGAGCACAUCGGACACAAAACAAAACACUGAUACUUGAUGUAACAACAGCACAAAAUAGAUAAACAAGUUUGUUGAAACUUAUGAUUUCUAGCUGCACCAAUCAAAGCAAUGGAGCGUGUUCAAAACCAUUCAUCUUCGGGGGAGCGGGGUUACAAAAUGCAAUCAUAUCACAGGCAAUUUGACCAUUUAUAAAAUGGUCUCAUAUAUUUUUUUGAAUACAGACUAGCUAAAUAAAUAAGUGCAACUUCACAAAUUAUCCAAUGGAUUAUGAUAAUUUGCUAGUAAAAAAGUAGAGGUUUAGAAACAUAAGUUUGCACCCCCUAUUUUAAUUUGCGACAUGGCUCAGGCAGCCAGGUGUAGGCUGUGGCGAAAAACUGUAGCCAGAGACAGAAGAGGAAGCGAGACACCUCACUGGCUGUAUUUAUCCACCAUCUUUGCUGUAGCCAAAUAUUCUCUAUUAAAUUGCUCAGCUUAGUCACGACUCUCAAACUUUGCAGGUGUUUCUUAUUAGUAAACAAUGCCAUGCGGGUGGGUGGUACCAUUUCAAGUAAAGCUCAGCCCUGAAACGAAACGUAGGCUAAAAAUAAUUUGCAUGUCAUUUCAUAGGAAAAGACACGGCAUUGACAUGAAUUUGCACAAAGUGGGCAGUUCAGGGUUGUCACUUGUGCAACAUCGUGGGUAAGCUCUGGCCAUAGUCUUUCAACUCAAAAGUGGAUUUCUACUUCUGUGGGCGUUUAAGACAUAUGUUAUAGCCUUUUAAAGCUGUUUUGCAGAAGACAGUGGUGUUAUUUCAGUGCUCGGUAAUGUUUUGGUGGCUUACUCGCCUGCAGGCGUUUGUAAAGACAAAGGCUUGUAUUGUGUGCGUGUGUAUACAGGCUGUGAGAAGCCUUGCAUCUCACUGGUCUGUCUCUCAGGCCCCCAGACACUGAGUACUCUGUUUUUGGUCAAUCCAGAUGACCUAGAGUAACCCCACAACCUACAAAAACCUCCACACGGUCUGCACGUCAUGCAGACAUUACCCCUGUGUGCUGAUCUGCCAUGGUUACGGCCCAUUGAACCUGUGCACCGCUGUGUUAAUUAUGCACUCAUGCUACUCAGUUCAGGGGUUCUUCAGGACUCUAGAAGUCAUGAUUUCCCCCAAAAUUCUCAUGAUUGCACUCAGUAUGGCAACAUGUAGCCUAAGUGUUUAUCUUGAAUAGCCUUUUUCUAUCCCUUAACCCUUUACACUCGUAGGAGUUGGCCUCCAUGGAUAGGGCAACAUUGAAAUGUUUCUAACAGAAGAAAUAUGAGAAACAAAUGCAUAACCAUGGUAGCCAUUGAAAGGGAAGACUUUUGACAUUAUGGGGAAAUAAUCGGACCAAAGGUGAGGACACAACAGUCAAGUGUUAGAUUAAGAGGUCUAACUGGUGUCUCGAAGUGGCCACACACCUCUCCAAAGUGUGCACAGAUACUAAAUCAUUUCAAUUCACUUUUAUGACUCAAGGAAAGAGCCUUCAAAUAUUAGGUGCUUUUUUAGCUCUCCUAGCUGUACCGUUGAAGAAUUGAAGCAAGCACACUUUUAUUUGGAACACAGGCCUGCAUCCCCACCAUCACACAAUGAUUGUUUACGCAAUCCAAAAUUGGUCCAUUAUAAAUUGCAUUCUGGGUCAGGUGGGCAUAAUUUGAAAGCUUAUUCUAUUGCCAACAUGACUAGCUAAGUUAUAAAAUACCAUCUUAGUGUUAGGCUUUCAGAAGGCACUUCAGAGAAACUGAUAGUCAUUUUGGUGUGCAUAGAAUGGAUUAAUGAGUGCAUUCAGGUGUGUGUUCUGCUGCAAAUUUUCUUCACAAUGUGACAAACAGGUUCCUUCUGUUAAAAAACAACAACAGGGUAUGACACCAUGUCAUCCUUGUCACUGUACAUCAAAUAGGGAUCAUAAACGUUGAUACUGUAAAGGACAUGAAUUUCAUCAUAUGGAAAAGCGAAGCACACAUUUGGACUUGUGGGUGUGUGGUUUGCUUGUAUGACAUCAAAGCAGUAUUUAAUAUAAUCAACGUCUCAUCUUUCAAAACAAAUCGAGUCCUCUUGAUCCAGUAUUCCUCUCUCUCAGACGACAAAACAUGUACAAAAGUAGCCCAAUUAGCGGGAGGACGGGGGCAUCUUCUUGUUGUGCUUAGUGCUGCUGUUUAGAAUGCCUGUCAGUUGAAUCCCAUACAGCACUGUAAAGUGGAGACCCUGACUUCUGACGUCUUGUAUAGCAUGUUACUGUAUAGCCACUGCAUUCCAAUGGCGCUUAUCAGUGACCAAGUCUGCCAUUUUCAACCAGUAUACAAGUUGUGUGUAAAGGGAUAGUUUCAGGACCAUUUUUACUUUACUUUAGACUUGUUGGUGUUUCAGUAUAGGCACCGGAGUAGUUCAGUGAUGUUGAAUGCAUCCCAGGUGUUGACCAGCAUUGGCUUCUUGUUUCCUACAGAGACGGUGUAUCUUUUUGGGGGCUGGGACGGCACACAGGACCUGGCUGACUUCUGGGCCUACAGUGUUCAGGAGAACCAGUGGGUCUGCAUCUCCAGAGACACAGAGAAGGAGGUGAGGGCGCAAGAUGUAUGAAAGAGAGAAGGAUGGAGGGAAAGUGGAAAAGAGGAGUUAUUGUGACACAGAACAAGACAUCAACUGUUAAAUGGUCCAUACUGAUUGUUACAGCUGCUUAAUGAGCAGAACACUAGAUUAUUUAUGCAUUUACUUUUAUUUGUUUUAUUUAACCUUUAUUCAUACAGGUUUUUCUCAUUGAGAUAAAAUCUAUUUUUCAAGAGAGACCUGGUCAAACAACAGCAGGGGGAACAAAGUUUCAGACAAAACAACUUACAUACACUAACACAACAUUGAACAAAACUAUAGACACGCAUACAGUACAACAACUACAUAUUACGUAAAGAAACUGCAGUUUUCUCUGGUGAAGGUAAUGUCUAUCUAACGGAUGAUUAUAAUGAAGAUAAUAGUUGAUUGCUUCACUAUAGGAAAAUAUUACAAAGGCACAAUGUUUUUGAGCAGGUACUGGAUAUCAACAAAGUUCAGUAAAUGGUAGAAACGCACAUAGACUGCAGGGGGCCGGGUUGUCUUGUUUGACCAUUUCUUGAUAGGUUGUGUGAUGGCUUACUAUGUCCCCCCUGUCCUUUCCCAGAGUGGUCCCAGUGCGCGGUCCUGUCACAAGAUGUGCAUCGACAGCCAGCGGCGGCAGAUCUACACACUCGGCCGCUACCUAGACUCCAGCGUCAGGAACAGCAAGUCUCUGAAGAGUGACUUCUACCGUUACGACGUUGACGCCAACACCUGGACACUGCUCAGCGAGGACACGUCAGCCGACGGCGGGCCCAAGCUCGUCUUUGACCACCAGGUAACCCCAUUAUCACGCCCUUCACACAGCUGUAUCAUACACGUCCAAACUGGACCAAACUGGCUAGGAGUGAAUUGAAACACUUUGGGCCUAAUUCAAAAUUGGUUACAGAGUUUCUGUGGAUUCAAUAAUUGGUACACUCAACCAUCUGGAGGUGAGACCAGAGCACUGAUGAUGAAGGCUUAGCCAGCUACAGUCUUGACAUAUUUUCCUCGUGUCCCACUUUUUAAGCUAAAAAUGGAUCUGGAAAUGCCAAGGAUUUUUGCAUCAUUUUCCCACUGCUCUAAGCCCAACACUGACAUCCAAAUGUUGAAUCUCAUGACUCUCUCUUCCUACCCAACCUUUCUCUCCUCCUCUCUCCUCUCCCUUUCUCUCAUUCUUACUCCCUCUUUCCUCCCUCUCCCUAUAGAUGUGUAUGGACUCGGAGAAACACAUGAUCUAUACGUUUGGCGGUCGGAUCCUGAUGUGUAACGGCAGUGUGGAGGACAGCAGGACGUCCGAGCCCCAGUUCAGUGGGCUGUAUGCCUUCCACUGCCAGGCCGGAACCUGGAGCCUGCUCAGAGAAGACUCCUGCAACGCUGGGCCUGAGGACGUCCAGUCACGCAUCGGACACUGCAUGCUCUUCCACACUGUGAGUUAUGGGAGUAGUACCAUGACUGGUGUUGAUGGUAGGGUAAUGUUGCGUGGAUGAUACUGAACUGUGCUCAUACAUGGAUACUCACAUAUCAACACACAAUGUGGCAACUUUGCGGUGACAUUCUUUAUAGAAUUCAGCACAAACACCAGAAUGAGUUAUUGACAGAAAUAAAUCAAUACCCACACAAUCCUGACUGAAGCAUUCAGAAGAGCCAAAAUGGCUUUCUGCUUUGUGUUUUUAGAGAAAGCCAAUGACAUAACGGAACAAAUAUGCACCGAUUUUACUCUCAGGACUUUUCAGAAGCCAAGGAAAAUUGAACUGAUAGUUCUGACUAUCUUGUUUCACAGAAGAAUGUAAACCAUUCAGAGCGUUGGCAUGAAUUAGAUUUUGCUUCUCUCUCUCUCUCUCUCUCUCUCUCUCUCUCUCUCUCUCUCUCUCUCACCCCCACCCCACCCUUUCUCUAGAGGAAUCGUUGUCUGUAUGUGUUUGGAGGUCAGAGGUCAAAGACGUACCUGAAUGACUUCUUCAGCUACGACGUGGACGGGGACCAUGUGGAGAUCAUCUCAGACGGAACCAAGAAGGACUCCGGCAUGGGUAAGACUGGCUACUUAGUCACUUAAGCCACCAGGGACAUUAACUGUUAAUGCCAAGGGUGGAGGAUAGUACAGCCGACACACCUUCAUUGUUUAGUGCCAACAUUUUGUUCCAAACGGAUCUGCUCAGGUCUCAUAUUGGCAGGUUAUUACAAGGCUAAACUCAUCUAGUUUUCAUGUCAAAGUCCCCUCACCGCCUUCAGCUUGUUGCACCCUGGGUUCCACACAUUCUGCAGGGCAACAGAGAAUCGUGGCCGCAGUGCGUUUCUUUACAAAAUUGGAAUUCAUAAUUGCUUGCUGUAGUUAGAAAGUGAGCAGUUGAUUUCAUCAGCUUCUGAGAAUAGCAUUUUUGUCAUGUGCAAAUGAUUCUUAGAAAAUCCCACCCCCGUAUUAUUGUGGUAUUUACUAAAACGUCACAGGAACGUUAAUUAGAUUGCUCUCUCACCACACACACACACACACUGUCUCAAUCUCUCACAAUAUACUUUCUCUUUACUUUUUGUUCUCACUCUUUCACAGAACCACAAUCUUUCAUCCUCUACUUUUUCUAACACACACACAGGGUAGCAAAGCUACUGGUAAUUUACCAAAGUUACUGUAAUCUUCAGUCAUUUUUGGUAAUUAACAGAAAACAUAUGGUAACUAUUCAAUUAUUAUAUCUGAGUCCAUAUUGUUCAUGACUUUCUAGUGGAUAGACCAUAUGGUUCAAGAGAAAAUAGCCUAAUUAAUGAAAAAAAGCAUCUAAUUAACAAUGGCAUUAUUUUCUAUUAACUCUGCAACUCUUCCAACUGUUGGCUUUAUUCACAACUGCCACCACUUUGACACCUAAACAUUGACAACAAAUACAUGUUGAAAUAGUAAAAUAAAGCAGCUAUAAACAAAAUGUUAUAUAUAACUCAGCAAAAAAAGAAACGUCCUCUCACUGAACUACGAUUAUUUUCAGCAAACUUAACAUGUGUAAAUAUUUGUAUGAACAUAACAAGAUUCAACAACUGAGAGAUAAACUGAACAAGUUCCACAGACAUGUGACUAACAGAAAUUGAAUAAUGUGUCCCUGAACAAAGGGGGGGGGGGGGGGGGGGGUCAAAAUCAAAAGUAACAGUCAGUAUCUGGUGUGGGCUCCAGCUGCAUUAAGUAUUGCAGUGCAUCUCCUCCUCAUGGACUGCACCAGAUUAGCCAGUUCUUGCUGUGAGAUGUUACCCCACUCUUCCACCAAGGCACCUGCAAGUUCCCAGACAUUUCAUGGGGGGGAAUGGCCCUAGCCCUCACCCUCCGAUCUAACAGGUCUCAGACGUGCACAAUGGGAUUGAGAUCCGGGCUCUUCGCUGGCCAUGGCAGAACACUGACAUUCCUGUCUUGCAGGAAAUCACGCACAGAACGAGCAGAAUGGCUGGUGGCAUUGUCAUGCUGGAGGGUCAUAUCAGGAUGAGCCUGCAGGAAGGGUACCACAUGAGGGAGGAGGAAGUCUUCCCUGUAACGCACAGCGUUGAGAUUGCCUGCAAUGACAACAAGCUCAGUCCGAUGAUGCUGUGACACACCGCCCCAGACCAUGACGGACCCUCCACCUCCAAAUCAAUCCCGCUCCAGAGUACAGGCCUCAGUGUAACGCUCAUUCCUUCGACGAUAAACGCGAAUCCGACCAUCACCCCUGGUGAGACAAAGCCGCGACUCGUCAGAGAAGAGCACUUUUUCCCAGUCCUGUCUGGUCCAGCAACGGUGGGUUUGUGCCCAUAGGCGACGUUGUUGCCGGUGAUGUAUGGUGAGGACCUGCCUUACAACAGGCCUACAAGCCCUCAGUCCAGCCUCUCUCAGCCUAUUGCAGACAGUCUGAGCACUGAUGGAGGGAUUGUGUGUUCCUGGUGUAACUUGGGCUGUUGUUGUUGCCAUCCUGUACCUGUCCCGCAGGUGUGAUGUUCAGAUGUACCGAACAUCACACAUGGUCUGCCACUGCUAGGACGAUCAGCUGUCCGUCCUGUCUCCCUGUAGCGCUGUCUUAGGCGUCUCACAGUACGGACAUUGCAAUUUAUUUCCCUGGCCACAUCUGCAGUCCUCAUGCCUCCUUGCAGCAUGCCUAAGGCACGUUCACGCAGAUGAGCAGGGACCCUGGGCAUCUUUCUUUUGGUGUUUUUCAGAGUCAGUAGAAAGGCCUCUUUAGUGUCCUAAGUUUUCAUAACUGUGACCUUAAUUGCCUACCCUCUGUAAGCUGGUAGUGUCUUAACGACCGUUCCACAGGUGCAUGUUCAUUAAUCGUUUAUGGUUCAUUGAACAAGCAUGGGAAACAGUGUUUAAAUCCUUCACAAUGAAGAUCUGUGAAGUUUCUCAAUACGUUGUUAUAUACCCUUUGUUGGCAAUGACACAGGUCAAACGUUUUCUGUAAGUCUUCACAAGGUUUUCACACACUGUUGCUGGUAUUUUGGCCCAUUCCUCCAUGCAGAUCUCCUCUAGAGCAGUGAUGUUUUGGGGCUGUCGCUGGGCAACACGGACUUCCAAAGAUUUUCUAUGGGGUUGAGAUCUGGAGACUGGCUAGGCCACUCCAGGACCUUGAAAUGCUUCUUACGAAGCUACUCCUUCGUUGCCCGGGCAGUGUGUUUGGGAUCAUUGUCAUGCUGAAAGACCCAGCCACGUUUCAUCUUCAAUGCCCUUGCUGAUGGAAGGAGGUUUUCACUCAAAAUCUCACGAUACAUGGCCCCAUUCAUUCUUUCCUUUACACGGAUCAGUCGUCCUGGUCCCUUUGCAGAAAAACUGCCCCAAAGCAUGAUGUUUCCACCCCCAUGCUUCACAGUAGGUAUGGUGUUCUUUGGAUGCAACUCAGCAUUCUUUGUCCUCCAAACACGACGAGUUGAGUUUUUACCAAAAAGUUCUAUUUUGGUUUCAUCUGACCAUAUGACAUUCUCCCAAUCCUCUUCUGGAUCAUCCAAAUGCACUCUAGCAAACUUCAGACGGGCCUGGACAUGUACUGGCUUAAGCAGGGGGACACAUCUGGCACUGCAGGAUUUGAGUCCCUGGCGGCGUAGUGUGUUACUGAUGGUAGGCUUUGUUACUUUGGUCCCAGCUCUCUGCAGGUCAUUCACUAGGUCCCCCCGUGUGGUUCUGGGAUUUUUGCUCACCGUUCUUGUGAUCAUUUUGACCCCACGGGGUGAGAUCUUGCGUGGCGCCCCAGAUCGAGGGAGAUUAUCAGUGGUCUUGUAUGUCUUCCAUUUCCUAGUAAUUGCUCCCACAGUUGAUUUCUUCAAACCAAGCUGCUUACCUAUUGCAGAUUCAGUCUUCCCAGCCUGGUGCAGGUCUACAAUUUUGUUUCUGGUGUCCUUUGACAGCUCUUUGGUCUUGGCCAUAGUGGAGUGUGGAGUGUGACUGUUUGAGGUUGUGGACAGGUGUCUUUUAUACUGAUAACAAGUUCAAACAGGUGCCAUUAAUACAGGUACCGAGUGGAGGACAGAGGAGCCUCUUAAAGAAGAAGUUACAGGUCUGUGAGAGCCAGAAAUCUUGCUUGUUUGUAGGUGACCAAAUACUUAUUUUCCACCAUAAUUUGCAAAUAAAUUCAUUAAAAAUCCUACAAUGUGAUUUUCUGGAUUUUUUCCCCUCAAUUUGUCUGUCAUAGUUGACGUGUACCUAUGAUGAAAAUUACAGGCCUCUCAUCUUUUUAAGUGGGAGAACUUGCACAAUUGGUGGCUGACUAAAUAGUUUUUUUCCCCACUGUAUAUAUAUAAGCAAGCACAUUUCAUGGUGUAACCCUCAAAUUAAACACCAAUGGUAUUCACUAAGUUGAUGGUUUAUAUUUAGGAUAAUGUUUUACAGCUUUGUCAUUCAAUUGUUUUUGUUUAAAUAAUCGUAUUCAAUUAUUUCAUAUAUUUUAAGUGUGAUUUAGGCCACACAAAGGGCCAGAGAUGAUUACAGACACCUGUGAUAAUCUGAAGUACCCAAAAGGGCCACUAGAUGUCUUGUGAUGGAUUACAUAAAAUCCUUGAAAGAUACCAAAAUUCUGGUAGUUUGCUGGUAAACUUCGAACAUUUCCAGUAAUAUACCCUCCCUUUGCAACCCUACACAAACACACACACACAGCCUGAAUGCCAACCUGAGCAAAUCGCAACAUUGCACUCCAUUUAGUCACUAUCAGCUUAUGCUUUUGGUCAGCAGCAGUGUGUGUGCAUGUGUGUGUAGCAUAAUCUGUGCCUUUUCCCAUCAAGCUUGUGGCUCAGUGAUACUACAUGUACAGAACUCUCCCCAUCAUCACAUAUAUCUUAAUCUACCCUUACACUAAAGACUCUAGUAGAAUCUGUGCUUUCAGAUGCCAUAGAUGGCUGUAGGAGGAGAUACCUUCUCAUGUCUCCUCUAUUAAAGUGACAUGUGACAGACUUUUCAGUGCAGCUCAUUAAAAGGCACAGGGCAGCAGAGAGAGAGAAAGAGAUGCUUCUUGUCCUGAUAAACAGAUUGUCUGACUGAGAUCUCUGGAUGGACAGAGCAGAGCUGGACUGGCGUGAUGAUGGUAGAGUAUUAAUAGAUCUCUGUCUGUGUGCCUCUCGCAUCUGUGUAAUCCUGCAAGAACGAGAGAUGGGAAUGGGAGGGAGGCAGAAGUGGGGAGAUAGAGAGGGAGUGAAGAAGCCGAAAGGGAGAGCGAGUAAGACCGAGACGAGGGAGAAACCGAAAGAUGCAGAAUGAGCAAGCGAGAGCGAAAGAACAAGAGAUGGAGAGCGAAAGAUAGAGAGAGAUGGAGAGAGAAAGAACAGAAUGUAUUUUGGCAGGAAGGAAGCAGCAAGCCCAAACAGUGUAAUCAUUCUCUGUUUAUCGCCGACGCAGCUGCUCUGUGCUCUGCUCCGGUACCACAGAAACAUCUCCCUGUUCAUUUCCAUUUCAUAAUGCUGCUCUAAUGAGCUCUAUAUCUAUGUCCCUAAUGGCACCCUAUUCCCUAUAUUGUGUACUACUUUUGACCAGGGCCCAUAGGGUCUGGUCAAAAGUAGUGCACUAGGAAUGUAAUAGGGUGCCAUUUGCGAUGCACUUAUAUGGGCCCUGGUCAGAAAUAGUGCACUUUAUAGGGAAUAGGUUGCCAUUUGGGACGUAGACUAUGUCUGAAGGGCAGAGCACAGUCUCUAGUGGCUCUGUCCUUCUGCUGUUUUCUUCUUGUUCUUCAAAUAAACUUCUUUGUUUUGUUGAUUCUCUAAAACAAUCUGUACUCUCUACUCAAGUUACACAGGCUGGUUGACCUAGGGGCCUAUCAUUAUAAUUUUGUUUAUGCAGAAGUUCAUGCCUUGGUUCAUGUCUUGGAACAGGACACCUGUCUAUGGAGCUUGUUUGAGAAAUUGCCCUAAUUGUCCUUGAAAGCAUAUGGUGGGUUCCAUAAAAAUAUAUUAGUUCAAGUUGGUAGUACUAAGUGAUUAAGCACAACACAGCAUCUUUGUUUUGACUCUGUUCCUCAACUUACCAUCAUAGCCAUGGUAACAACCCACAUAGAUUUGAUACACUAUGAAGUUUUUUAAUUUUUAAUUUUAUUUCAGUUGAGAACAAGUUCUCAUUUACAACUGCGACCUGGCCAAGAUAAAGCAAAGCAGUGCGAUUAAAAACAACAACACAGAGUUACAUAUGGGGUAAAAAUACAUAAAGUCAAAAAAUACAACAGAAAAUAUAUAUACAGUGUGUGCAAAUGUAGCAAGUUAUGGAGGUAAGGCAAUAAAUAGGCUAUAGUGCAAAAUAAUUACAAUUAGUAUUAACACUGGAAUGCUAGAUGUGCAAGAGAUUAUGUGCAAAUAGAGAUACUGGGGUGCAAAAUAAAUAACCAUAUAGGGAUGAGGUAGUUGGGUGGGCUAAUUUCAGAUGGGCUGUGUACAGGUGCAGUGAUCGGUAAGCUGCUCUGACAAGUCAUUGCGAAGGCUUAUACUUGCUUCUUCCAUGCAACUACUGAAGCACAUGUUGUGACUAAUAAGCAGCCGAUGACCACAAAGCGGAACUACUUGGCCUAUAUGUGUUCCAUAUUCCUCUAUACGUAUGAAUAGUAGCAUACUCUAUACACUGACGUGUCAUGACCACAAACACGUCAUGUGCAAUCAGGGGAUUACUUUAGACAAGCAAUGUAUGCAAAUCCGGGUAAAACAACAUGCAAAUGGAUAGUUGCAUACUGUUUACACUGUGACUGCAAACACAUCCUGUUCUGUCAACUUUUGAUAUCACUAAUGCAAAUCCGUAGAAAAACAACCAUACAUUUGCAUUGUGUUCUGUUUGUGUCCAGCAAGUCUCGUUGCUAUGUACGUUGCUAUGUGAGCAGCCUUUUGAAUUCGUAGUCCAUCCCAUUUCUCUCAAGUCUUUUAAUCUUUGCCUCUGAUGGAAAAAAUGUGCGAUAGGGUUAAAUAACCGUAGAGGCCAGACUUCUGUGACCAGGAAAAAUGCAGAAUCCCUGCUAUUCUCUCUGUGUUAUCUCAAUGUAGCCUGCUAUUCUCUCUGUUAUCUCAAUAUAGCCUGCUAUUCUCUCUGUUAUCUCAAUAUAGCCUGCUAUUCUCUCUGUUAUCUCAAUGUAGCCUGCUAUUCUCUCUGUUAUCUCAGUAUAGCCUGCUAUUCUCUCUGUUAUCUCAAAGUAGCCUGCUAUUCUCUCUGUUAUCUCAAUAGAGCCUGCUAUUCUCUCUGUUAUCUCAAUGUAGCAUGCUAUUCUCUCUGUUAUCUCAAUGUAGCAUGCUAUUGUCUCUGUUAUCUCAGUAUAGCCUGCUAUUCUCUCUGUUAUCUCAAUAUAGCCUGCUAUUCUCUCUGUUAUCUCAAUAUAGCCUGCUAUUCUCUCAGUUCUCUCAGUAGCACCCGUCUCUGUUUUAAACCUCUCUCUGAUGUGUGUUUGUCCCUCAGUGCCGAUGACGGGCUUCACCCAGAGGGCCACCAUAGACCCAGAGCUGAAUGAGAUCCACGUCCUGUCUGGCCUCAGCAAGGACAAGGACAAACGAGAGGAGAACGUCCGUAACUCCUUCUGGAUCUAUGAUAUCGCACGCAACAACUGGUACGAGACACACACGGCCUUGUGUAACUAACCUUGUGGGGACACACAAUUCAGUCCCAUAUCAAAAUAUUUUCCCUAACCCUAGCUCCUAACCCUAAAACUAACCCUAGCUCCUAACACUAAUUCUAACCUUAACCCUAAACCCCCUAGAAAUAGCAUUUGACCUUGUGGGGACAAAAUGUCCCCAGUUGGUUAAAAAAAUAAUGGUUUACUAUUCUUGUGGAGACUUCUGGUCCCCACAAGUAUAGUUCCACGCGCCCACACACCGUCAAACGCACACAGUAAGACACUGAUACAAUCAUCAACCAAUAGCAUCAUAUUUCAAAGUCUUUCCUGACCUGAAAGUGAGUUUCAUCAUCUCUGCCCUUCAAAAGAGAACUAAAUGUUCUUUCAGAGGGCGUGUGUGUGUGUCUGUCCGUGUGUGUGUGUCUGUCCGUGUGUGUGUUGUACCUCUGCUUCUUCAUGGGGAAAGUCUUUGUUCUGGACUAGCUCAUUUGGUCAGUUGAAACAGUGCUUGUGAGAGAACAGGCUGUCAGUGCUGCCUGCCGCUGGUUCUGGUACACUGCUUUCUCUAGCCGUUCUUUUGACUGAGUGUCCAGUAAAUUAAGUCAAUGUAACGCCUCAAGCUGUGUGUGUGUUUCUGCGUAGGAGGCUGUCUACAAGUGUGUUCCAAUAUUUGCUUCGGGGUGUGUGGGCGUGUUUCCUUUUUAAGGUAUAGAAACACAAUGGGUGUUGUUCCUCUUCAGGGUUAAGGCUAUGUGCGUACUAACUGUUGUACUGUGUGUGUGUGUGUGUGUGCGCGCUGCAGGUCGUGUGUGUAUAAGAAUGACCAGGCGGUGAAGGAGAACCCCAGUAAGGCUCUGCAAGAGGAGGAGCCCUGUCCACGCUUCGCCCACCAGCUGGUCUAUGACGAAAUGCACAAGGUCACACACAGACACACUUUAAUUGUUUUAUUUGACCUUUAUUUAACCAGGUUAGUCUUGUUGAGAUAACAUCUAUUUUUCAAGAGAGACCUGAACCAAGACCGCAGCAUCAACACAUCAGUUUCAGACAGACACAUGACAUCAACCAGACUAAGAUACAUCAUAUUAACAAGCAGCAUUCAUGACGAACAUGAUACAACCAAAAACUAAGAAAACAUCAAUCAUACCAACUAGUUGUGUUGGGUUUUUUGGGCCCCUUUUGGUUGGGGGGGGGAACAUCAAGCUUAUUUAUUAUAAUCAACGUCUCAUCUUUCAAAACAAAUCGAGUCCUCUUGAUCCAGUAUUCCUCUCUCUCAGACGACAAAACGUACAAAAGUAGCCCAAUUAGCGGGAGGGAUGGGGGCAUCUUUGUGGUCCUCUGUAGCUCAGCUGGUAGAGCACGGCGCUUGUAACGCCAAGGUAGUGGGUUUGAUCCCCGGGACCACCCAUACACACACAAAAAAAAAUGUAUGCCCGCAUGACUGUAAGUCACUUUGGAUAAAAGCGUCUGCUAAAUGGCAUAUUAUAUAUUAUUAUUAUUAUUAUAUCUUCUUGUUGUGCUUAGUGCUGCUGUUUAGAACGCCUGUCAGUUGAAUCCCAUACAGCACUGUAAAGUGGACACCCUGAGUUCUGACGUCUUGUAUAGCAUGUAACUGUAUAGCCACUGCAUUCCAAUGGCGCUUAUCAGUGACCAAAUCUGCCAUUUUCAACCAGUAUACAAGUUGUGUGUAAAGCGAUAGUUUAAGGACCAUUUUUCUUGACUUUAGACUUGUUGGUGUUUCAGUAUAGGCACCGGAGUAGUUCAGUGAUGUUGAAUGCAUCCCAGGUGUUGACCAGCAUUGGCUUCUUGUUUCCUACAGAGACGGUGUAUCUUUUUGGGGGCUGGGACGGCACACAGGACCUGGCUGACUUCUGGGCCUACAGUGUUCAGGAGAACCAGUGGGUCUGCAUCUCCAGAGACACAGAGAAGGAGGUGAGGGCGCAAGAUGUAUGAAAGAGAGAAGGAUGGAGGGAAAGUGGAAAAGAGGAGUUAUUGUGACACGGAACGUAAAAAUGUAUGCACACAUGACUGUAAGUCACUUUGGAUAAAAGCGUCUACUAAAUGGCUUAUUAUUAUUAUUAUUAUUAUUAUUAUUAUUAUUAUUAGAACAAGACAUCAACUGUUAAAUGGUCCAUACUGAUUGUUACAGCUGCUUAAUGAGCAGAACACUAGAUUAUUUAUGUAUUUACUUUUUAUUUUAUUUAACCUUUAUUCAUACAGGUUUUUCUCAUUGAGAUAAAAUCUAUUUUUCAAGAGAGACCUGGUCCAACAGCAGCAGGGGGAACAAAGUUUCAGACAAAACCACUUACAUACACUAACACAACAUUGAACAAAACUAUAGACACGCAUGCAGUACAACAAUUACAUAUUACGUAAAGAAACACAAAUGUCAUAACUAAAAAAACAGCUGUCCUAAAGACAAUUACACUCUUCUAUGAUAUUUACAUCGACCAAGUGUUUAAACUGUAUAAAUGAUAUAAAUGAUGAUCAUGAUAAUGACGGCAGUUUUCUUUGGUCAAGGUGAAGGUAAUGUCUAUCUAACGCAGGGGUGUCAAACUCAUUUUAGCUCAGGGGCCACAUGGAGGAAAAUCUAUUCCCAAGUGGGCCGGACCGGAAAAAUCAUGGUAUAUAUAACUUAAAAACAACAACUUCAGAUUGUUUUCUUUGUUUUAAUACGAUCAACAUACAACAUAAAGCUGGAGCCUGAGGACAGUGUGUCCAAAAUAGUACAAGCACAACAUCACUAUUAAUCAUAAAACACGUCAAGUUUAUUUGAAAAUUCUAAAGAAAAAGAACACACAAACACACAAUGCCUCAGUGAUUAACAGAACUGUUUCACAGAUCACAUAACUAUAUCAGGGUGUCAUUUCUCAGGCAGAAAUGUAGAUAAAAAUAAUGAAAUCCUGUUCCCCAAACAAGUGCAAGAACCACAGAGUCAAGAAUAGGUUAAAUAUACAAAUAAAAUAAAAACAAUUAAAAACAAUAGCACAUCAACAUAAAAACAUAUAAACAUAAAGCUGGAGCCUGAGGACAGUGUCCAAAAGCACAACAUCACUAUUAAUCAUAAAACACCUCAAGUUAUUUGAAAGUUCUGAGGACAAAGAACACACAAACACACAAUGCCUCAGUGAUUCACAGAAGUAUAUCACAGAUCACAGAACUAUAUAAGGGUGUCAUUUCUCAGGCAGAAAUGUAGAUAAAAAAUAAUGAAAUCCUGUUCCCCAAACAAGUGCAAGAUCCACAGAGUCAAGAAUAGGUUAAAUAUACAAAUAAAAUAAAAUCAAUUAAAAACAAUAGCACAUCAACAUAAAAACAUAUAAACAUAAAUCUGAAAGCGUUGCUCAAACUCCCGUAACAGUCCCGUUAUUUUAUCUUUGAACCGCUUCAUGUCUGCCACAUGUUGGGUCGCGCACACAUUUUUCAGACAGGGGAAGUGAGCUGCAUCACCACCGGCAAGUUGCGUCUCCCACAAUGACAGCUUCAACUUGAAAGAACGUAUGCUGUCAUAAUACUGCGUGACAACUUUGUUGCGCCCUUGCAGCUGUUUGUUCAAGUUAUUCAGUUGCUCUGUAACAUCCACAAUAAAUGCAAGGUCCUGCAUCCAUUCUGCGGAAUGAAAUUCUAACACUGGUUUGCCCUUUUCUUCCAUGAACUGUUCAAUUUCUUCUCGUAAAUCAAAGAAACGCCUCAUCACAGCACCUCGGCUUAACCAUCUUACCUCAGUGUGGUAUGGCAGGCCAUAGAUGUGGUCUUUCUCUCUGAGAAGGCUGUCAAACUGACGGUGAUUCAGGCUUCUGGGUCGGAUGAAAUUAACAGUUUGGAUGACCACCUUCAUGACGUUAUCCAUCUUUAAUGACUUGCAACACAAAGCCUCCUGGUGCAAAAUACAGUGAAAAGUCAAAAAAUCACGUCCUCCAUUUGCAGAUUGCACUUUCUCUCUGAACAUUGUCACAACGCCUGCUUUUUUCCCGAGCAUUGAGGGCGCACCAUCUGUAGCCAGGCUGACAGCGCGGGACCAGUCCACUCCGACCCUGUCCAGCGCGCCGACGAGUGCGGUAAAAAUAUCAGCUGCUGUCGUUGUAUGUCAUCGGCACGAACUCCACGAACUCCUCGGUGACGGUCAAUGUGUCAUCAACUCCGCGGAUGAAAAUGGCCAGUUGUGCAACAUCUGUAAUGUCCGUGCUUUCAUCAAUUGCAACCAAAAACGCAAUAAAUGACUUUACUUUUUGCUUCAACUGGCUGUCCAAAUCCACUGAAAGAUCGGAAAUCCUGUCUGCAACUGUGUUUCUUGUCAGGCUGAUAUUUGCAAAAGCCUGCCGCUUUUCAGGGAACACAAUCUCCGCUGCCUUCAUCAUGCAUGUUUUUACAAAUUCACCCUCACUAAAUGGUUUUGAAGCCACUGCGAUUUCAUUAGCAAUGAGGUAGCUAGCUUUCACUGCAGCGUCACUGAUGUCUCGGCUGUGAGUAAACACAGACUGCUGUUUCUUCAGACCCGCCAACAGUUCAUUCACCUUCUCUCAUCUCCGCUGUCCUUGAAAGUUGUCAUAUUUGUCGGCAUGAAGACUCACAUAGUGGCGAUGAAGGUUAUAUUCUUUCAGCACUGCAACAUGCUCUGAACACACCAAACAUACAGCUUUCCCAUUCAAUUCCGUGAAUAAAUAGGAUGACCAUUUUUCUUGGAACACUCUGCACUCUGCGUCCACUUUUCUCUUUUUUGACAGAGACAUAUUGGGGCAAUGAGGGUGCCAAAGCACAUAAUGUUAAAAGUAGAAGCCGUAAUAAAUAUCGCGGGCAAAAACAAAGUAGCUCAUUGGCUGCACGUGCUUGACCUACUUGCUCUGCCCCGGUAUAAACAGUUUGCUUGCUUAACACAAUUGCUAUUGCGCCAUCCAGUGGACGCAAUUGGAACAGCAGUUUAUUUUAUUGAAAAAUUGCAGCGCAUUUUUAUACUUUACCAAAUUAUAAAAUUAUUAUUAUUAUUAUAAAAAAAAAAAUUUUUAAUCAUCUCGCGGGCCGGAUUAAACCCGUUUGCAGGCCUGAUCCGGCCCGCGGGCCGGACGUUUGACACCCCUGAUCUAACGGAUGAAAAUGAAGAUAAUAGUUUAUUGCUUCACUAUAGGAAAAUAUUACAAAGGCACAAUGUUUUUGAGCAGGUACUGGAUAUCAACAAAGUUCAGUAAAUGGCAGAAACGCACAUAGACUGCAGGGGGCCGAGUUGUCUCGUUUUACAAUUUCUUGAUAGGUUGUGCGAUGGCUUACUAUGUCCCCCCUGUCCUCUCCCAGAGUGGUCCCAGUGCGCGGUCCUGUCACAAGAUGUGCAUCGACAGCCAGCGGCGGCAGAUCUACACGCUCGGCCGCUACCUAGACUCCAGCGUCAGGAACAGCAAGUCUCUGAAGAGUGACUUCUACCGUUACGACGUCGACGCCAACACCUGGACACUGCUCAGCGAGGACACGUCAGCCGACGGCGGGCCCAAGCUCGUCUUUGACCACCAGGUAACCCCAUUAUCACGCCCUUCACACAGCUGUAUCACACACGUCCAAACUGGACCAAACUGGCUAGGAGUGAAUUGAAACACUUUGGGCCUAAUUCAAAAUAGGUUACAGAGUUUCUGUGGAUUAAAUAAUUGGUGCACUCAGCCAUCUGGAGGUGAGACCAGAGCACUGAUGAUGAAGGCUUAGCCAGCUACAGUCUUGACAUAUUUUCCUCGUGUCCCACUUUUUAAGCUAAAAAUGGAUCUGUAAAUGCCAAGGAUUUCUGCAUCAUUUUUCCACUGCUCUAAGCCCAACACUGAAAUCCAAAUGUUGAAUCUCAUGACUCUCUCUUCCUACCCAACCUUUCUCUCCUCCUCUCUCCCUUUCUCUCAUCCUUACGCCCUCUUUCCUCCCUCUCCCUAUAGAUGUGUAUGGACUCGGAGAAGCACAUGAUCUAUACGUUUGGCGGUCGGAUCCUGAUGUGUAACGGCAGUGUGGAGGACAGCAGGACGUCCGAGCCCCAGUUCAGUGGGCUGUAUGCCUUCCACUGCCAGGCCGGAACCUGGAGCCUGCUCAGAGAAGACUCCUGCAACGCUGGGCCUGAGGACGUCCAGUCACGCAUCGGACACUGCAUGCUCUUCCACACUGUGAGUUAUGGGAGUAGUACCAUGACUGGUGUUGAUGGUAGGGUAAUGUUGCGUGGAUGAUACUGAACUGUGCUCAUACAUGGAUACUCACACAUAUCAACACACAAUGUGGCAACUUUGCGGUGACAUUCUUUAUAGAAUUCAGCACAAACACCAGAAUGAGUUAUUUACAGAAACAAAUCAAUUACCACACAAUCAUGACUGAAGCAUUCAGAAGAGCCAAAAUGGCUUUCUGCUUUGUGUUUUUAGAGAAAGCCAAUGACAUAACAGAACAAAUAUGCACCGAUUUUACUCUCAGGACUUUUAAGAAGCCAAGGAUAAUUGAACUGAUAGUUCUGACUAUCUUGUUUCACAGAAGAAUGUAAACCAUUCAGAGCGUUGGCAUGAAUUAGAUUUUGCUCCUCUCUCUCUCUCUCUAUCGGUCUCAUCUCUAUCCUCCCUCCCUCUCCCUCUCUCCUCUCUCUCUCUCUCUCUCUCUCUCUCUCUCUCUCUCUCUCUCUCUCUCUCUCUCUCACACCCCCACCCCACCCUUUCUCUAGAGGAAUCGUUGUCUGUAUGUGUUUGGAGGUCAGAGGUCAAAGACGUACCUGAAUGACUUCUUCAGCUACGACGUGGACGGGGACCAUGUGGAGAUCAUCUCAGACGGAACCAAGAAGGACUCCGGCAUGGGUAAGAAUGUCUACUUAGUCACUUAAGCCACCAGGGACAGUAACUGGUAAUGCCAAGGGUGGAGGAUAGUACAGCCGACACACCUUCAUUGUUUAGUGCCAACAUUUUGUUCCAAACGGAUCUGCUCAGGUCUCAUAUUGGCAGGUCUUAUGCCAAGGGUAUUACAAGGCUAAACUCAUCUAGGUUUUCAUGUCAAAGUCCCCUCACCGCCUUCAGCAUGUUGCACCCUGGGUUCCACCCAUUCUGCAGGGCAACAGAGAAUCGUGGCCGCAGUGCGUUUCUUUACAAAAUUGGAAUUCAUAAUUGCUUGCUGUAGUUAGAAAGUGAGCAGUUGAUUUCAUCAGCUUCUGAGAAUAGCAUUUUUGUCAUGUGCAAAUUGAAUUCUUAGAAAAUCCCACCCCCGUAUUAUUGUGGUAUUUAGUAAAACAUCACAGGAACGUUAAUUAGAUUGCUCUCUCACCACACACACACACACUGUCUCAAUCUCUCACAAUACACUUUCUCUUUACUUUUUGUUCUCACUCUCUCACAGAACCACACUCUUUCAUCCUCUACUUUUUCUAACACACACACACACACGCACACAGGGUUGCAAAGCUACUGGUAAUUUACCAAAGUUACUGUAAUCUUCAGUCAUUAUGGUAAUUAACAGAAAACAUAUAUGGUAACUAUUCAAUUAUUAUACGCUGCUCAAAAAAAUAAAGGGAACACUUAAACAACACAAUGUAACUCCAAGUCAAUCACACUUCUGUGAAAUCAAACUGUCCACUUAGGAAGCAACACUGAUUGACAAUACAUUUCACAUGCUGUUGUGCAAAUGGAAUAGACAACAGGUGGAAAUUAUAGGCAAUUAGCAAGACACCCCCAAUAAAGAAGUGGUUCUGCAGGUGGUGACCACAGACCACUUCUCAGUUCCUAUGCUUCCUGGCUGAUGUUUUGGUCACUUUUGAAUGCUGGCGGUGCUUUCACUCUAGUGGUAGCAUGAGACGGAGUCUACAACCCACACAAGUGGCUCAGGUAGUGCAGCUCAUCCAGGAUGGCACAUCAAUGCGAGCUGUGGCAAGAAGGUUUGCUGUGUCUGUCAGCGUAGUGUCCAGAACAUGGAGGCGCUACCAGGAGACAGGCCAGUACAUCAGGAGACGUGAAGGAGGCCGUAGGAGGGCAACAACCCAGCAGCAGGACCGCUACCUCCGCCUUUGUGCAAGGAGGAGCACUGCCAGAGCCCUGCAAAAUGACCUCCAGCAGGCCACAAAUGUGCAUGUGUCUGCUCAAACGGUCAGAAACAGACUCCAUGAGGGUGGUAUGAGGGCCCGACGUCCACAGGUGGGGGUUGUGCUUACAGCCCAACACCGUGCAGGACGUUUGGCAUUUGCCAGAGAACACCAAGAUUGGCAAAUUCGCCACUGGCGCCCUGUGCUCUUCACAGAUGAAAGCAGGUUCACACUGAGCACAUGUAACAUACGUGACAGUCUGGAGACGCCGUGGAGAACGUUCUGCUGCCUGCAACAUCCUCCAGCAUGACCGGUUUGGCGGUGGGUCAGUCAUGGUGUGGGGUGGCAUUUCUUUGGGGGGCCGCACAGCCCUCCAUGUGCUCGCCAGAGGUAGCCUGACUGCCAUUAGGUACCGAGAUGAGAUCCUCAGACCCCUUGUGAGACCAUAUGCUGGUGCGGUUGGCCCUGGGUUCCUCCUAAUGCAAGACAAUGCUAGACCUCAUGUGGCUGGAGUGUGUCAGCAGUUCCUGCAAGAGGAAGGCAUUGAUGCUAUGGACUGGCCUGCCCGUUCCCCAGACCUGAAUCCAAUUGAGCACAUCUGGGACAUCAUGUCUCGCUCCAUCCACCAACGCCACGUUGCACCACAGACUGUCCAGUAGUUGGCGGAUGCUUUAGUCCAGGUCUGGGAGGAGAUCCCUCAGGAGACCAUCCACCACCUCAUCAGGAGCAUGCCCAGGCGUUGUAGGGAGGUCAUACAGGCACGUGGAGGCCACACACACUACUGAGCCUCAUUUUGACUUGUUUUUUAAGGACAUUACAUCAAAGUUGGAUCAGCCUGUAGUGUGGUUUUCCACUUUAAUUUUGAGGGUGACUCCAAAUCCAGACCUCCAUAGGUUGAUAAAUUUGAUUUCCAUUGAUAAUUUUUGUGUGAUUUUCUUGUCAGCACAUUCAACUAUGUAAAGAAAAAAGUAUUUAAUAAGAUUAUUUCAUUCAUUCAGAUCUAGGAUGUGUUGUUUAAGUGUUCCCUUAAUUUUUUUGAGCAGUGUAUGUGUCCAUAUUGUUCAUGACUUUCUAGUGGAUAGACCAUAUGGUUCAAGAGAAAAUAGCCAAAUUAAUGAAAAAAGCAUCUAAUUAACAAUGGCAUUAUUUUCAAUUAACUCUGCAACUCUUCCAACUGUUGGCUUUAUUCACAACUGCCACCACUUUGACACCUAAACAUUGACAACAAACACAUGUUGAAAUAGUAAAAUAAAGCAGCUAUAAACAAAAUGUUAUAUAUAACUCAGCAAAAAAAGUAACGUCCUCUCACUGUGAACUACGUUUAUUUUCAGCAAACUUAACAUGUGUAAAUAUUUGUAUGAACAUAACAAGAUUCAACAACUGAGACAUAAACUGAACAAGUUCCACAGACAUGUGACUAACAGAAAUUGAAUAAUGUGUCCCUGAACAAAGGGGGGGUCAAAAUCAAAAGUAACAGUCAGUAUCUGGUGUGGCCACCAGCUGCAUUAAGUACUGCAGUGCAUCUCCUCCUCAUGGACUGCACCAGAUUUGCCAGUUCUUGCUGUGAGAUGUUACCCCACUCUUCCACCAAGGCACCUGCAAGUUCCCGGACAUUUCAUGGGGAGGAAUGGCCCUAGCCCUCACCCUCCGAUCCAACAGGUCCCAGACGUGCUCAGUGGGAUUGAGAUCCGGGCUCUUCGCUGGCCAUGGCAGAACACUGACAUUCCUGUCUUGCAGGAAAUCACGCACAGAACGAGCAGUAUGGCUGGUGGCAUUGUCAUGCUGGAGGGUCAUAUCAGGAUGAGCCUGCAGGAAGGUUACCACAUGAGGGAGGAGGAAGUCUUCCCUGUAACGCACAGCAUUGAGAUUGCCUGCAAUGACAACAAGCUCAGUCCGAUGAUGCUGUGACACACCGCCCCAGACCAUGACGGACCCUCCACCUCCAAAUCGAUCCCGCUCCAGAGUACAGGCCUCAGUAUAACGCUCAUUCCUUCGACGAUAAACGCGAAUCCGACCAUCACCCCUGGUGAGACGAAGCUGCGACUCGUCAGAGAAGAGCACUUUUUGCCAGUCCUGUCUGGUCCAGCAACGGUGGGUUUGUGCCCAUAGGCGACGUUGUUGCCGGUGAUGUAUGGUGAGGACCUGCCUUACAACAGGCCUACAAGCCCUCAGUCCAGCCUCUCUCAGCCUAUUGCGGACAGUCUGAGCACUGAUGGAGGGAUUGUGCGUUCCUGGUGUAACUCGGGCAGUUGUUGUUGCCAUCCUGUACCUGUCCCGCAGGUGUGAUGUUCGGAUGUACCGAUUCUGUGCAGGUGUUGUUACACAUGGUCUGCCACUGCGAGGACGAUCAGCUGUCCGUCCUGUCUCCCUGUAGCGCUGUCUUAGGCGUCUCACAGUACGGACAUUGCAAUUUAUUGCCCUGGCCACAUCUGCAGUCCUCAUGCCUCCUUGCAGCAUGCCUAACGCACAUUCACGCAGAUGAGCAGUGACCCUGGGCAUCUUUCUUUUGGUGUUUUUCAGAGUCAGUAGAAAGGCCUCUUUAGUGUCCUAAGUUUUCAGAACUGUGACCUUAAUUGCCUACCGUCUGUAAGCUGUUAGUGUCUUAAUGACCGUUCCACAGGUGCAUGUUCAUUAAUUGUUUAUGGUUCAUUGAACAAGCAUGGGAAACAGUGUUUAAACCCUUUACAAUGAAGAUCUGUGAAGUUAUUUGGAUUUUUACUAAUUAUCUUUGAAAGACAGGGUCCUGAAAAAGGGCUGUUUCUUUUUUUGCUGAGUGUGUGUAUAUAAUACACGUUUUAUACACGUAAAAUAUAUGAAAUAACUGAAUACGAUUAUUUAAACAAAAACAAUUGAAUGACAAAGCUGUAAAACAUUAUCCUAAAUAUAAACCAUCAACUUAGUGAAUACCAUUGGUGUUUAUUUUGAGGGUUACACCAUGAAAUGUGCCUAUAUAUGUAUAUAUGUAUAUGUGUAUAUAUAUGUAUAUAUAUAUAUAUAUAUAUAUAUAUAUAUGUAUAUAUAUGUAUAUAUAAUAGUCACGAUCAGCUGAUGCUUUUGGUCAGCAGCAGUGUGUGUGCAUGUGUGUGUGUAGCCUAAUCUGUGCCUUCUCCCAUCAAGCUUGUGGCUCAGUGAUACUACAUUUACAGAACUCUCCCCAUCAUCACAUAUAUCUUAAUCUACCCUUGCACUAAAGACUCUAAUAUAAUCUGUGCUUUCAGAUGCCAUAGAUAGCUGUAGGAGGAGAUACCUUUUCAUGUCUCAUCUAUUAAAGUGACAUGUGACAGACUUUUUAGUGCAGCUCAUUAAAAGGCACAGGGCAGCAGAGAGAGAGAAAGAGAUGCUUCUUGUCCUGAUAAACAGAUUGUCUGACUGAGAUCGCUGGAUGGACAGAGCAGAGCUGGACUGGCGUGAUGAUGGCAGAGUAUUAAUAGACCUCUGUCUGUGUGCCUCUCGCAUCUGUGUAAUCCUGAAAGAACGAGAGAUGGGAAUGGAAGGGAGGCAGAAGUAGGGAGAUGGAGAGAGAGCGAGGGGGUGAAGAAGCCGAAAGGGAGAGCGAGUAAGACCGAGACGAGGGAGAAACCGAAAGAUGCAGAAUGAGCAAGCGAGAGCGAAAGAACAAGAGAGAUUAAGAGAGAAAGAACAGAGAGGUGGAGAGCGAAAGAACGAGAGAGAAAGAACAUAAUGUAUUUUGGCAGGAAGGAAGCAGCAAGCCCAAACAUUGUAAUCAUUCUCUGUUUAUCGCCGACACAGCAGCUCUGUGCUCUGCUCCGGUACCACAGAAACAUCUCCCUGUUCAUUUCCAUUUCAUAACGCUGCUCUAUAUCUAUGUCCCUAAUGACACCCUAUUCCCUAAAUUGUGUACUACUUUUGACCUGGGCCCAUAGGGUCUGGUCAAAAGUAGUGCACUAGGAAUGUAAUAGUGUGCCAUUUGGGAUGCACAUAUAUGGGCCGUGGUCAAAUAUAGUGCACUAUAUAGGGAAUAGGUUGCCAUUUGGGACGUAGGCUAUGUCUGAAGGGCAGAGCACAGUCUCUAGUGGCUCUGUCCUGCCGUUUUCUUGUUCUUCAAAUAAACGUCUUUGUUUUGUUAAUUCUCUAACACAAUCUGUACUCUCUACUCAAGUUACACAGGCUGGUUGACCUAGGGGCCUAUCGUUAUUGUUUUGUUUAUCCAGAAGUUCAUGUCUUGGAACAGGACACCGACGCAUAAUUCAUGUUGUGUAUUGUUUGGCAAACUGUCUAUGGAGCUUGUUUGAGAAAUGGCCCUAAUUUUCCUUGAAAGCAUAUGGUGGGUUCCAUACAAAUGUAUUAGUUCAAGUUGGUAGUACUAAGUGAUUAAGCACAACACAGCAUCUUUGUUUUGUCGCUGUUCCUCAACUUACCAUCAUAGCCAUGGUAACAACCCACAUAGAUUUGAUACACUAUGAAGUCAUUGCGAGGGCUUAUACUUGCUUCUUACAUGCAACUACUGAAGCACAUGUUGUGACUAAUAAGCAGCCGAUGACCACAAAGCGGAACUACUUGGCCUAUAUGUGUUCCAUAUUCCUCUAUACGUAUGAAUAGUAGCAUACUCUAUACACUGUGACGUGUCAUGACCACAAACAUGUCAUGUGCAAUCAGGGGAUUACUUUAGACAAGCAAUGUACGCAAAUCCGGGUAAAACAACAUGCAUAUGGAUAGUUGCAGACUGUUUACACUGUGACUGCAAACACAUACACCUGUUCUGUCAGCUUUUGAUAUCACAAAUGCAAAUCCGUAGAAAAACAACCAUACAUUUGCAUUGUGUUCUGUUUGUCUCCAGCGAGUCUCGUUGCUAUGUACGUUGCUAUGUGAGCAGCCUUUUGCAUUCGUAGUCUAUCCCAUUUCUCUCAAGUCUUUUAAUCUUUGCCUCUGAUGGAAAAAAAUUACGGUAGCGUUAAAUAACCCUAGAGGCCAGAAUUCUGUGACCAGGAGAAAUGCUGAAUCCCUGCUAUUCUCUCUGUGUUAUCUCAAUGUAGCCUGCUAUUCUCUCUGUUAUCUCAAUAUAGCCUGCUAUUCUCUCUGUUAUUUCAAUAUAGCCUGCUAUUCUCUCUGUUAUCUCAAUGUAGCCUGCUAUUCUCUCUGUUAUCUCAAUGUAGCCUGCUAUUCUCUCUGUUAUCUCAAUGUAGCCUGCUAUUCUCUCUGUUAUCUCAAUGUAGCAUGCUAUUCUCUCUCAGUUCUCUCAGUAGCACCCGUCUCUGUUUUAAACCUCUCUCUGAUGUGUGUUUGUCCCUCAGUGCCGAUGACGGGCUUCACCCAGAGGGCCACCAUAGACCCAGAGCUGAAUGAGAUCCACGUCCUGUCUGGCCUCAGCAAGGACAAGGACAAACGAGAGGAGAACGUCCGUAACUCCUUUUGGAUCUACGAUAUCGCACGCAACAACUGGUACGAAACACACACGGUCUUGUAUAACUAACCUUGUGGGGACACACAAUUCAGUCCCAUUCAAAAUAUUUUCCCUAGCCCUAAAACUAACCCUAGCUCCUAACCCUAAUUAUAACCUUAACCCUAAACCCCCUAGAAAUAGCAUUUGACCUUGUGGGGACAAAAUGUCCCCAGUUGGUAAAAUAAAUAAUGGUUUACUAUUCUUGUGGAGACUUCUGGUCCCCACAAAUAUAGUUGAACACACCCACACACCGUAAGACACUGAUACAAUCAUCAACCAGUAGCAUCAUAUUUCAAAGUCUUUCCUGACCUCCUGAAAGUGAGUUUCAUAAUCUCUGCCCUUCAAAAGAGAACUAAAUGUUCUUUCAGAGCGUGUGUGUGUCUGUCCGUGUGUGUGUUGUACCUCUGCAUCUUCAUAGAGAAAGUCUUUGUUCUGGACUAGCUCAUUUGGUCAGUUGAAACAGUGCUUGUGAGAGAACAAGCUGUCAGUGCUGCCUGCCGCUGGUUCCGGUACACUGCUUUCUCUAGCCGUUCUUUUGACUGAGUGUCCAGUAAAUUAAGUCAAUGUGUGUGUGUUUCUGCGUAGGAGGCUGUCUACAAGUGUGUUCCAAUAUUUGCUUCGGGGUGUGUGGGCGUGUUUCCUUUUUAAGGUAUAGAAACACAAUGGGUGUUGUUCCUCUUCAGGGUUAAGGCUAUGUGCGUACUAACUGUUGUACUGUGUGUGUGUGUGUGUGUGUGUGUGUGUGUGUGUGUGUGUGCGCGCGCUGCAGGUCGUGUGUGUAUAAGAAUGACCAGGCGGUGAAGGAGAACCCCAGUAAGGCUCUGCAAGAGGAGGAGCCCUGUCCACGCUUCGCCCACCAGCUGGUCUAUGACGAAAUGCACAAGGUCACACACAGACACACUUUAAUUGUUUUAAUAACAUCUAUUUUUCAAGAGAGACCUGAACCAAGACCGCAGCAUCAACACAUCAGUUUCAGACAGACACAUGACAUCAACCAGACUAAGAUACAUCAAUAUAACAAGCAGCAUGUCAGUGACGAACAUGGAUACACACACACUUCUACAAAAUGCUAUAAGCAUAAGGGCACAAAAGUCUAUUAAAUACUGUUUCAGGAUAUCAUUAUGAUCUGAGAUCUUCAUAGGCACCAGUUACAGUUUUGAGGGUAUGGAUGGAGGUGCUAAUAUAUCCAUUGUCAUUUUGCCCCUCGGUGUUCAGGUGCACUACCUGUUUGGAGGUAACCCAGGGAAGUCGUGCUCUCCUAAGAUGCGUCUGGAUGACUUCUGGUCCCUCAAGCUGUGUCGCCCCUCUAAGGAGUACCUGCUCCGACACUGCAGAUACCUAAUCAGGAAGUACAGGUACACAACCAGAGAAUGGACUAUACACCUGUAAAUGAACCGUAACCUCUCUGUACCAUAUAGCAAAACGGUGGAAACAAAUGUAUAGGAGAUAUGACUUCACAAUUUGAGUUUCGGGUUCUGCUUUGACACUGAUGCCACCUAGUGGCCAUGUCUUGCCAUUGUAGGGAAGGGUUUUUUCCUCGCUCAUUUUGCAGUCUUUGCAGGGAUCUUUUCACAUUGUGUGGUACAGAGUUUCUAUAGGUUAGACUAAACGAUUUCCUUAAGCUCUCUAUAGGUAUUCCUGAAGAUCUGUCGUGUAGCUUCGUGUGUUGUUUCUCAUGGUGUGUGUGUUUAGGUUUGAGGAGAAGGCCCAGUCAGAGCCUCUGAAUGCUCUGAAGUACCUGCAGAACGACCUCUCUCUGACCGUGGACCACACCAACCCUGACGAGACCAAAGAGGUGAGGGGGGGACUGAUGGAGAGACGGGGGAGAGGGGUACUUGCACAUUGUGCAGUGUUAUUUAUUAAACUGUGCAUUUAGAUCAAAUAAACGUAUGAAAUGGUUUGGUAAUGUAACAGUCAAAGCCUGUGUUUUGAUGUUCAUGUUUUGAUAUUAUUACCAUAGUAACUCAGGGGUGAAAUAGCAGUGUAUUUGUUGGCAGUGUUGCGUUAGUGUUCAGUGACAGAUGUUGUGUUGCGAUGUGACUGUUCAGUUCCAGCUCCUGCCCUCGGCUCUCUUCAAGUCCAGCUCUGACUUCAUCCCUCUGGGUAAGAGCCUGCUGCGUUGUCCCCAUACUUCACUGGACACACAGUCGGAAUGAUUUAUUCUUGCCCGCUUUUUCCCCCUCCAGCCAUUCUUUCUGACAUACUAUAAUUUUGGUCCUCCCACAUGGCCUUUUGAGCACGGAUGUAACCUUUAUGAGCUCAUAUGACUUCCUGUGGAGAUUGAGCAAUUGAAGUAUUUUCUCCCUUCACGUUCUCUCUCUUGUCCCUCCUCUUUCCCUCUCUCUUUAUUACUUUCCAUCUCUCUUCCCCUGUCCCUCUUCUUUCUUCCCUUACCUGGCUUUCACUCUCUUCCUCCCUCGCUCAUCUCUCCCCCUCUCCCUCCUUCUCACAGGUUUCUCAGACGUGGACCAGACGUAUGCCCAGCGCACGCAGCUCUUCGACACGCUCGUCAACUUCUUCCCGGACAGCAUGACCCCGCCCAAGGGUAACCUCGUUGACCUCAUCACACUC
This is a messenger RNA of Coregonus sp. 'balchen', 32162 nucleotides long. The record is from the annotation of a GenBank genome assembly. NCBI's taxonomy places the organism in Eukaryota, Metazoa, Chordata, Actinopteri, Salmoniformes, Salmonidae.